Molecule: messenger RNA, 851 nt
Organism: Prorocentrum cordatum
Lineage: Eukaryota; Dinophyceae; Prorocentrales; Prorocentraceae
Source: the annotation of a GenBank genome assembly
CGCUCGCCAGCCAGGCCUCCUCGAACGGCGAGGUGAGGCUGAUCCUGCAGCAGUUGGGGGGGCGUAUCAGGGCGGAUCCACGCUUCCAGGACGCUUCAUGCUCGAACAGCGACGAGGAGGAGACCACCCGUGCUUCGAGGCUUCGGACGCUCCCGCGUGCCAGACGAGGCGCCUUGGAUAAGCUGCUAGCGGCCGAGGCGUUGCCCGAGCUAGACCAUCUCACACUGGGCGCGCACGCUGCCGCCAAGCCUCGGACCGAGGCCCAGCGCGCCCAGGAGGUGCACCAGCUCAGCCAGUGCAGCGGCGUGAAGCGGGUAACCGACAUCCCGACCGAGGAGCUGGACAGUCAAAUGGCGCAGUACGUCGACCACCAGAUCAGGAGGGGAGCGACCGCUGCUCGGUGCAUGAAGUUGCCGGCUGGGGUUGUUCACGCUCGGCCGGCGGCGGGGAAGCAGGGCCCUCGCACACUGCAGCGCAGCUGGAGGGCAUUGAAAGGGUGGCAGAACAUGAGCCCAUCCACAUCCCGUCUCCCCGAGGCGUGGCCGAAUUGGCGCGCCAUCGCCAACGGGGUGCGCAGCGUGCAGAGGUACGGCAUGGCGCUUCUCAUCUGCCUCAUGUGGAGCACGUGCACGCCCGAUCCAGUGAGUGGAUGGCACUGGAGACAGAGUUCCUUUUUUUCCCUCCCUCCGGGUCGCGCGGCCACGCACUGGACGUUGCAGCUGGAUCCAGAGAUCGAGGGCGUGCCGCCCAAGGAAGCUGCUCGCGACCUGGGAUUCAACCUAGUGGUGUAUCAGGCCAGGCCCAGUGGAGCCAGCUCGGACAUGGCCGCGCGACGCAGAACGCUCGCGGAG